ACUCACCCGUGGCCCCGCGCCUCGCGAUUGGUCUGUGCAGGCAGAUUCAUCGCCUCCAGCCAAUCGCAGCCCGCGGCCGUUCUUCGCCUCGGGCUGCGUCUUGAAAACGUCCCAGGGCUCAGUGACGGAGGCAGCGCGCCCCUGAUUGGCUCUCCCUCCUCGGCUCCACUCGGGUUGGCCCGGCGAUGGCCGGAAGAGAGUCCUCCUUCCCAUUGGCCGCCGGCCCGCGCUGCUAGGGCGGCGGCGGCGUGCUCCGAUUGGGUCUCCGCUUCACUUCGGGGAGAAUCGGUCGCGCCCGCGGUGUUUCCGUGAUUGGUUCCGGCCAGUUACAGGCAUUCUUGUAACGGCCUCAGGAUUGGCCCCGAGAAGGCUCGGGCGUUUCCGUAACGGCCUCGGGCCGGGGGCUCGCGGGCGCGCGGGGUUCUUCGGCCGGGUAUUCACAGACAGCGCUUACGGCUGCUCCGCAGCGUGGGGCGGCGGCGGGUACGGGCGGCUGCGCGGCUUUGAGGCACGCACAUCGCGCAGCGGCGAGAGCCAGGCACGCAGCGGAGGGAGCAGCGAGGACAAAGGGACUGAUCGGCAGGAACUGGGAGGGGGGCCCGGCGGGAGACUUCAGCCGGGCGGACGAGUCCUGUGUGCCUUGGGCACCUAGGGAAGCAGCAGCAAAAUCAGCAAGCGCCGCCAGCUCUCUGAAGCCGGGCUGAGGAGGAGCAGGGAAGCCACCGCCGUUAUGGCCCGUGCCGUCGCCACCGGCCGCCGUCCGCAGUGCAGCGUGCCUUGCCUGAGCCGCCGCCAGCUGCCCGGGCGGGCGCAAUGAGCUGCCGCACCGCCGAAGCUAUCGCCGCCUCAUCGCCGCACUGAGCAGCCGUGUCAGCGAGCAGCGAGCCCGUAGGCCACCUCACCCCCCUCCGCGCGCCGCGGAUCCCGCCGCCACCACCGGAUCCUAUUGCGACUCGUUUUCGCUUCGCCUCUGCUCGGCAGUGCCCUGAGAUCCCUCCGCCGGGGAAAAAAAUAGUCCCGUUGCCUGCCGCCUCCCUCAGAAGAGAGGGGAAAGGAGAAGAACGGGGAGCGGGGAAGGAAGAGAAGGAAGAAAAAGAGGAAAAGGAAAAAUAAAGAGCUAAAGGAAAUAAAAGGAGUGAAACGCGGCGGCGGGAUCGAAGGAGCCGGGCCGCGAGCCUCCGCCCCAUGUGACUGGCGCCCGGGGUGGGGGCAGCGAGGCCCAGCGAAACCCCCUCGCUCGGGAGCGGCGCCGGGGGGAGGUGGCUCUCGGACCCAGCGGCGCGGCCGGGAAGGAUGGUCGUGUGAGGAGUGGGCGGUGUGAGGAGGAGCAGGAGGAGGCAGGAGAAGAAGCAGCCGCCGGGCGACAGAGACCGAGAGGGGAGGGGGCUUCCCCAGGGGGGGAAGGGGGAGUCCCGGCGUUUCAUGUGGCGUGUCCCACCCGUCUCCUACAGCUGAGAGAGCGAGGGAGCGGCAGGCGGGCCCGCCGGGGCGAGGCGGAGGGCGAAGGCAGGAAGAGGAGAGAGGUGAUCGUCGUUGGGGCAGAGCGGGAGAGACCAUGUCCGGGAGGCCCAGGACCACCUCCUUCGCGGAGAGCUGCAAGCCGGUGCAGCAGCCCUCAGCCUUCGGUAGCAUGAAAGUCAGCCAAAUGCAGGAUGACAUCUUUAUGGGACCAGGAGUGCUUAGAGACAAAGAUGGCAGCAAGGUGACUACAGUUGUGGCAACUCCUGGACAAGGUCCAGACCGACCACAAGAAGUCAGCUACACAGACACCAAGGUGAUUGGAAAUGGAUCUUUUGGUGUUGUGUAUCAAGCCAAACUCUGUGAUUCAGGAGAGCUUGUGGCCAUUAAGAAAGUCCUGCAGGAUAAAAGAUUUAAGAACAGAGAGCUCCAGAUUAUGAGAAAGUUGGAUCAUUGUAACAUUGUCCGAUUGCGUUAUUUCUUCUACUCUAGUGGAGAGAAGAAGGAUGAGGUGUACCUCAACUUGGUGCUGGACUAUGUUCCUGAAACAGUAUACAGAGUUGCCAGACAUUAUAGUCGGGCCAAACAGACACUCCCUAUGAUUUAUGUCAAGUUGUAUAUGUAUCAGCUGUUCCGGAGUUUAGCCUAUAUCCAUUCCUUUGGAAUCUGCCACCGGGAUAUAAAACCACAGAACCUCUUACUGGACCCUGAUACUGCUGUUCUAAAACUCUGCGACUUUGGAAGUGCAAAACAGCUGGUUCGUGGAGAACCCAAUGUGUCAUACAUCUGCUCUCGGUACUACAGGGCACCAGAGUUGAUCUUUGGAGCCACCGAUUAUACCUCCAGUAUAGAUGUGUGGUCAGCAGGCUGUGUAUUGGCUGAACUGUUACUAGGACAACCAAUCUUUCCAGGUGACAGUGGAGUGGAUCAGUUGGUGGAAAUAAUCAAGGUUCUGGGAACGCCUACAAGGGAGCAAAUUAGAGAAAUGAAUCCAAACUAUACUGAAUUCAAAUUUCCUCAGAUUAAGGCACAUCCAUGGACUAAGGACUCGUCAGGAACAGGACAUUUCACCUCAGGAGUACGGGUCUUCCGGCCCCGCACUCCCCCCGAAGCAAUUGCGCUAUGUAGCCGCCUGCUGGAGUAUACCCCCACUGCCCGCCUGACUCCCCUGGAGGCCUGCGCGCACUCUUUCUUUGAUGAACUACGGGACCCAAAUGUCAAGUUACCAAACGGGAGAGAUAAACCUGCACUCUUCAAUUUCACCACUCAAGAACUGUCAAGUAACCCAACUCUGGCUUCGAUCCUCAUCCCUGCUCAUGCCCGGAACCAAGCAGCUGCUUCAACCCCUACAAAUGCUACAGCAGCCUCAGAUGUUAACGCAGGAGAACGAGUUCAGACCAAUAGUGUAGCUACAGCAUCAGCCUCCAACUCCACCUGAACCAGUACCAAGUAGCCAGCUGCACAGGAAAAAUCACCAGUAAUUUGAGUCUUGCUCAGCAACACUGGUCACAUUUGGAAAGAAAAUUAAAAAGAGGAAAAAAAAAUCCAACAAAACAACAAACCAACCAACCUGUUCAUUUUAGUGUUCAAUUUUUUAUUAUUAUUAUUGUUGUUCUUAUUUAACCUUGUAAAAUAUCUAUAAAUACAAACCAGUUUCAUUGUAUUCUCACUGCAGGGUGUCCAGGGCAGGGGACUAGGGGGGAGGAGGGAAAGUGGAGCAAUAUAACACACCAAUGUCUCCCCUAGACAAUCUCUUCAUGUUGGAAGUUUGCUGUUGUGUAUUCAAAACCAGGACUCUUGCCUCAUACCCCCUUCCCACAACAGAAAGAAGGAAAAACCGAAACAAACAAAUCCGAAACCUCAUUCUCUGCUGAAGUUCCUUUUUUUUUUUCCUUACCCUCUUCUCUUAUUUUCUUUUUAAGUGAAGUUUCGGACUUUGAUGUAGUGCACAGCUUGAAUUUGGUUGGGAGCUUAGCAGGGGUCAUUCAACAGAGUUCAAUGUUUCUUGUCAGCAAAUCCAUAUCCCAGGUUAUCUGAAGAACUGCCCUGGUUUGGCAUGGGGAGUGAGCGAUGUGGUAGGAAAAUAGGUUGCCAUGGGUUGGGGGGGGAGGGUUUGCCAUGUGUCUAAGGCUUGAACUGCCAGUGGAAUCCUUUCAUUUUAAAAAUCAAUGCUAGUGAUGAGGAAAUCUGCAGCUUCAUGUGGGAAAAGUGUUGCCUGAGUGGGUGAUAUAUAAUAUAAUACACACACAUGCACAAAUAAGCAGCAGUCGGCUCUGCCGAGGCAUCCUCUGUGCCCAACCAGAGCUCCUGCUUUCUGUGUCUCAGGCCAGCUCCCAGCUUCAGCAGAGAAGAGCGGACAAACAAAAUCCUCAGCAGGGGGAGGGGCCCAGCUGGUGGAUGGAUGUUAAGGGACUUUUUGGGAAGUGUGAAACACUGUGAAAGUGUGUUUGGUUGGGUUUUUUCUCUCCCCACCCCUCCUUGGUUCUUGAUUUGAACAGGCUUCCCUUUCCUAAGGUUCAUACAGGAAAAGGACACCAGGGUUUAUAAUGUGAACUGUAACAGGCUACUGGUUUAUUUUGUAAUACUUUUUUUUUAACUGCAGUUUUAACUUGCAGGAUGUCACAUUCUCUGAUAGUUCUGAUUUUAAAUCCACAGCUAGAAUCUGUAUUUAAUUUUCAUAUUUUUUAACCGCUUGCUUUUUCUUUUUCUUUUUUUUCUUAUCUCUAUUUAUUGAUGAGUGUUGCCACAUUGCCAUUAUAUUUUUACAUUGGUAGAAUAUUAAAAUACACAUCUGAAUGCUCUUGACGGUAAUUUGUACCUGCUGACUUGUAGGAAAGCUGGCUCUUAUAUGAGUGUGUGUGUAUAUAUAUUAUAUAAAUAUAUACAUGUAUACAUAGAUACUGCUUUUUUUAUUUUGUCUGCGCUCUUGAAUCAGUCUGACUGAAGCGUGAGAUGAAUGCUUGUUCUAGUCCAUCAGUUCAGGGUCCAGGUUUCCUCCAUGCAACAACGUGUGGUGCAAGCAUCCACAUCUCUCUUCCUGAAGUCAAAGCAAUAUUCCUUGCGAAAGGUCAGGUGAACGGCCAGAUGCAGCCCCGGCAUGGAAAUGAGACUUUUGGAGACCUGAUCUUGUGGUAGGCUUGUGGUUGGUGUCCACUCCAGCCUUAUCCUUCUUCAGAGAAACUGUAGUUGCCUUUGGUGCUUACCAAGCUGUUCCUCGACCUGUGAAUCUCUAAGGCAAGCAGUUGCUUUUCAGGAACACGCAGAACCUUCAUGUGGCCCAGGGGGAGCCAGCAGUAGCGACUUUGGAAGCUCAGCUGCCGCAGGGGUGGCAGGGGCUUGGUCACAAGCUCAGUGUGUUUCUUCGUGUACCUUUUACACUGUCGGGAUCUUUUGGAAACUGUGUCUUAGCAGCUCUGGAACUGAUAAAAGCUCUGCCCUCUCCCUCUUGCCUGGCACACAGUGGGUUUUGGGACACAGGAACUCUUUGAAGAGGUGAAUGACCAUCUACCAUGAAACCGAUAAACCCUCACGUUAUACCCUUCAGUGAUUUGCUGUUGGGUACACAGACACACAAAAAAAAAAGGUUUUAAAGAUUUUUUGCAUUCUGGCUGACUGCAAAGGGAAGCAUCCAUGUUGAGAAACAGAAGGCUUUCCAAAUCCUUACCUGCAAUUUAAUAAGAAGGGCUGAAGAGCGUCUUAACAUACGCACUUGGCUAGUCAGUGUCCUGAAAGGUAAGUGAAGGAUCUAAAUCCAUGCAGGAGACCCUAAAAGUAGGACAGUGGCAGGGUAUGGAUCUACUGUAUAGGCAAGACUGCUGAAGCAUUGGCCACAGGCGCUGUUAUUUGGAGGCAGUAAAUUACUGAGUCUUCAAAAAAAAAAAAAGUAAUAAAAAUAUUGAAGAAAAAUUUCUGCUUGUGCCAGGACAUGUGGCUUUUAUUUUUCAUUUUUUUGUUAAAGACUGGCAGAGGGGAGUCAGAGCAUUUCUCUCUGGUUUUGUGACUGUGCCAGAGUCUGUGUGUGUCUCGUGUGUGUGUAUUAGGCAGGGGGGAGGGUCAGGAGUGCCCCUCUGAUUUUAUUUCUGUUUUCAAGCAUCAUAGCAGGAUCACACACUCUUUUAUACAAGUUAGAUCCAGGUCUUUAAACAACCUUUUUUUGUAAAUAAGAAAGAAAAAAAACAAACAAAAACAAAACAAACAAAAAAAACAACAACAAAAAACAAAGCUCCUCACCAAAUUCAAGCUUGUACAUUAUUAUUUUUGGUUGUUUUUGAAUUUUGAGUUUUAUUGUUUUGUAUGUAAAUAUGUGGACCCAGGAACUGUUAUUAAUGAGCAAAAAGUUACCGUUCAGGGCAGUGAUUCUGUUUAAUAAUCAGAAAAAAUGUAGACGAGCUUUUUAAAGCCAUAUAGUUUUAACUGUACAGUAGGUACCGGCCUGUAUUAUUGUAACAAUAACUCUAGCGAUGUAUAGUGUAUCUAUAUAGUUUGGAGUGCCUUCGCUUCCAUGAUUUUUUGAAUUUUAUUUCCCUUUUAUUUUUUUCUCCUCCUUUAUUAACAAUGUCUCCCACCCUAAACCCGCAUCUUUGCUUCCCCCUCCCCGCCCCCCUUUCUAAUUCUUUGAGUGCUGUAAGGUUUCGGUGAUACCCUGAUCAGUAGCGGAAUCUCCAGCGUCAUUUACUCCAUUAGAGCCGUGGCUUUGUUCUGGGGGUCUCCAAGGCGCCCACGCUGCCUUCCUUCUCCCGCUAGCAGCAGCUGAUUUCAUUCGGACCCUUGCUCUAGCAGCCCGUUCAGAUUUUGCUUGUCUCUCUCCCUCAACCCUGCACCCAGGAGUGUCUGGGCAGCAGCAGCUUCCGGGAGGCUUGGCCCUCCUACUCUCCCUGCGGCUGUGUCGGGGGCAGCAGCGAGCGGAAAAGGGCCCCCAGGGAGGGAAAACCCCAUAUCCCACAGGGCUGCUGCAUACGGAGCCAUCUGGCUGCGGUGGGAGCGGGGGCAUCACUAUAGGAGACUGUGGUGUUGUUCUCUGCCGGGAGGAUUUUCUGUUCCCAUUCUUCUCCCUGUUUUCCCCCCACAUCCUUCCGAGAAGUAAUUUUUGUUUUCUUGAGAUGAGUUUAACAUGACUCUUGAUUUCUUGUGCCCAGCACGAAGGCCUUGUUUCUAAAACUAGUUUGCUUGUGUUUUUACUACCUUGUUAGUAUUCCACAUAAGAUUGUCUUGAAUGGGAAAACACGUAACUUUACCAAACCAAAGGUUGCUGUUUUAUUUCGAAGCAUCUCGUGUUCAUUCCAGUGGAGCAGAGGCUGCACUUUCUUUCUGGUGACACGAAGGUCAGUGAUGCCAAGAUGUUGGCAACAGUCUGCUCAGAGCUGUCCCUCUCUUCUUUUACACUCUUUUGGGCUUCUUUUUUAACCCAGUGUGGUCUUGAUUUGUCUUUUACAUCAGCCCUGCCCUAGUGGGUCCCUGAGCCGGGCUGAAUCACAGUCUGUCUCCCCCAAUGGAUGCUCAAUCAAGACACUGGUGUUCUUUACUAUUAAACUAAUCUACCUUGCUAGGAAAAAAGAAAAAAAAUUACCUGCAAAAGAAAAUUGAUUUGUAGAAUACCCCUGAACACUGUCCCCUUAUUUCGAAGCCAAGCUUUACCUAAAAUAAUGGCAGGUGCCUGCAUCUUGCAACCUAAAAUUCCCCCCCUUGUUUUCAGUACUUGGAAAAGCAGAAGUCAAGCAGCCUGCCAGACUCAUACUCCUGUACUAGGAACCUCAGCCACCAUGAAGAAGAAGGAAAAGCCAAGGAGGAAAAGCACAGUAGGGUAUUCAGUCUGGGCUCUGCAUUCUGGAGACUGCCAGCAGGUUCUCCUGGGGCAGCAGCUGAUUUCCACGGGACUCUUGGCCCGCUCUGCUCAUGGCUGGCUUUGUUUUGCAACACUGCAAUAAUGGCAAAAUGACAGGAGAGGAAAACAGUACCUAAGAGGUUAGCUCGAGAAAAGUAGCUUCCUUGUGUUGGUCUUUCUCAAUUUAUUUUAUUAUAUAUAUAUAUAUAUAUAUAUAUAUAUAUAAUUUGCUUGCCUGUAAAAUUUGCGUUCAUUAAUGUGUUGCUGAUGGAUCACUUGGGCCUGUACACACCAAUUAGCGUGACCACUUCCAUCUUAAAAACAGAAAUCUAAAUAUAUAUAUAUAUUAAGGACUGUGGGUUGUAUACAAACUAUUGCAUACACUUGUGCAGAUCUGUCUUGAUUUAAAGGAAAAGCAAAACCUGUAUAACAUUAUUACUACUUGAAUGCCUCUGUGACUGAUUUUUUUUUUUUCAUUUUAAAUAUAACUUUUUUUGUGGAAAGUAUGCUUAAUGUUUUAUUAUUUCCCCCGCCCCAUUCCCCUUGUAAAUACGUUUUGUUCUGUGUGACUCGGUCUGGAAAUAGUUAACUGGUACUGUAAUUUGCAUUAAAUAAAAAAGUAGGUUAGCCUGGAAAUGAAAUUUAAAAAAUACCAAGUGUGUGGUCUUUAUUUCAAAAAAUUGUCCUACUCUUCCCUCCUCUCCCUUCUCUGACCCUCAUGCCUCUUUCCACUCUGCGAGAAUAGGUGGACGUGAAUUUUUGUAAUAAUAAAUAAAAACCUCAAGAAAUGA
Messenger RNA from Catharus ustulatus (Swainson's thrush), 8070 nucleotides. It is a transcript of the gene GSK3B, whose product is annotated as glycogen synthase kinase 3 beta. The transcript is spliced from 13 exons. Gene Ontology annotation, cellular component: glutamatergic synapse; nucleus; axon. Gene Ontology annotation, molecular function: beta-catenin binding; tau-protein kinase activity; ATP binding. Bases 1556 to 2896 code for a protein of 446 amino acids. The record is from RefSeq and is a predicted model, not a curated record. Lineage: Eukaryota; Metazoa; Chordata; Aves; Passeriformes; Turdidae. Gene Ontology annotation, biological process: regulation of microtubule cytoskeleton organization; negative regulation of canonical Wnt signaling pathway; insulin receptor signaling pathway.